CCUGACCAUGGGCGAACCACAGGAAACCACCGACGAGCUUCAGCUCGAAGCUCUCGGCCACAGGGGAGAGUUGAAGAGGAACUUCUCCCCGCUUGCCAUGCUUGGCCUGGCUUUCGCAAUCCUCAACUCGUGGACCGCUCUCUCUGCUUCUCUGUCUCUGGCCCUGCCCUCCGGUGGCUCAACAAGUGUGAUUUGGGGCCUGGUCACCGCCGGUAUAUGCAAUCUCUGCCUAGCAGCCUCUCUCGCCGAGUUCCUGUCCGCAUAUCCCACCGCCGGCGGGCAGUACCAUUGGGUUGCUGUUAUCAGCUGGAAACAAUAUGUCCCGAUUCUCUCUUGGAUUACUGGCUGGAUCAACGUAUCUGGGUGGAUCGCGCUGGUUGCAUCAGGUGGUCUUCUGGGCUCCCAGCUUAUCGUGGGUGUUAUAUCCCUGAUGAAUCCGAACUACUCUCCUCAGAGAUGGCACCAAUUCCUGAUUUACAUCGGCUACAACAUCUUCGCCUUCGUUGUAAACGCUUUUCUAAACUCGUCUCUCCCCUACGUCAACAAAGCCGCUAUCACAUGGUCCAUUGGCGGGUUCUGCAUCAUCUCAAUAACCUGUCUAGCCUGCGCAUCCCCGAACUACUCCUCCGGCUACUUCGUCUUCCGGCAAUUCAUCAACGAGACUGGCUGGCCCGAUGGAAUCGCCUGGUUAUUAGGAUUGCUACAGGGCGGUCUCGGCCUAACCGGCUUCGAUGCCGUGGCUCACAUGAUUGAAGAGAUUCCAAACGCUGCCACCGAGGGACCAAAGAUCAUGAUAGCUUGCGUCGCUAUUGGAAUGUUCACUGGCUUCAUUUUCCUGACCGUCCUUUUGUUUGUCGCGGGUGACGUAUCAACUGUGACCACCUCUGCGGCAGGUCCUCUUCUUCAAAUCCUUUUCAACGCGACUCAAAGCCACGCGGGAGCUAUCUGCCUUCUAAUGUUCCCACUCGUUUGUUUGUUGUUCGCUACGACCUCCAUCAUGACGACUUCGUCCAGGAUGUCGUACGCAUUCGCUCGCGACGGUGGUCUCCCCUACUCGAGAUUCUUCGCCAAGGUGCAUCCAAAGCUGGAUCUUCCCCUCAACGCGCUCUACCUGACGACCGCGCUCGUUGUCAUCUUUGGCUGCAUUUUCCUUGGAUCAAGCAGCGCAUUCAACGCCAUCAUUUCCGCUUCAGUUGUAGCACUGGGCGUCAGCUAUGCCAUGCCAAUCGCGGUAAACUGUCUACAGGGGCGAAACAAACUUCCGCCACGGGCUUUCGUGCUUCCUACCUGGUUUGGAUGGACCGCGAAUUUGAUCGGCAUUGCCUAUGUGAUCGUCACAACGGUACUCUUUGUUUUUCCCCCAGACCUCCCUGUUACAGGCAGCAACAUGAAUUAUUGCGUCGUCGCCUUCGCAAUCAUCCUCAUCAUUAGCACCGUCCAAUGGUUCGUCGAUGGGCGGAAGAACUUCACCGGCCCCAAGACUGGUAUGGGCCUCGAUGUUCUGGAGGCUAUAAGGAGCCAACAGAACGAAAGCGAUGGGACGUUGAGGUCAAAAGACGCAGAGGAAGGAAAAUAGAGAUUAGAUUAUCUAAUUCACGUUCUACUAAAUUUUACAUCUACAAUUUUAUAACUUUCAAACACCCAGGGGUUCUUCAAGACCGCGUGCACUCCCAAUGCGGCAGCACCACAUAACCCGAUUUGGGACGUCCGUAAAGGCUGCGAACAUGUAGUUGCUUUUGUAACCUCUUUAACCACGAAGAGGUGGGCUAUCUU
Messenger RNA from Mytilinidion resinicola, 1773 nucleotides. Its product is annotated as amino acid permease. The coding region runs from base 8 to 1576 and encodes 522 amino acids. The transcript has 2 exons. The record is from RefSeq and is a predicted model, not a curated record. Gene Ontology annotation, cellular component: membrane. Lineage: Eukaryota; Fungi; Ascomycota; Dothideomycetes; Mytilinidiales; Mytilinidiaceae. Gene Ontology annotation, biological process: transmembrane transport. Gene Ontology annotation, molecular function: transmembrane transporter activity.